CCUGGAGAUAUUAUAACUCUAUUGGUACGGUGGCCGGUUAAAGUUGAAGCCAUUCGAUUGGCCACAAGGAGCCAGAGACUUGAGACAGUGGCUCACUCGAGUUCGCCAGCCACACCCACCCACCAGCAACCACUGACGUUUGUGGCGCAAUUUUAGAGGUAUGUGCUAACCUUUGUUGUGAUCGCUUCGCUUGCCCCGCGUCUGUCUGCACCGCAUCAAACCGCCCAACUACAAAGAGCCACUCUGAGACCCAAACCAAUCCACUUCACCUCGACCCCUCUUCUCCUCCAUACGCGUACGAACCUUCCCAGACAUACAGAAAGACACCGUAAAGCGAAGCCAUGUUCGUCCUCAGGAAUCUGGGGAAGUUCGUCUUUGGCGACUCGACGAAGCAGGAUAUCAUACAGCUCGACCAGGGACAGCUGUAUAUUGUCCGGCCGCAUUCCGUGAAGGGAUAUAGCGAGUGCAUAUUCAAAGAUGCGCAAGCCACCAUCCGACGGACGUCGACCCAGUAUCACUACCAGCUUGUCAUCCAGCGCGCCUUCGAAGAGGGUGAGGAGCAGUUGAUCGAUGAUGCCGAGGACUCGGAUGACACCAGGGACGAAAAGACCUUCUUGUUGGACGAGAGUCUGCACAUGAGAUCGGCCGUGAGGGACGGCCACGCUGUGUUCGCAUGGCGAGACUUGAGCGGUGACCCAGGCGACGUCUACGAGUUCGUUUGCGAUACGACCGUUCAGCCGAGCUCGAUCCAGACAUUCGAGGUUGUUUCCAUGCAGUGCCAGUUCGAGCGCAAGUACAAGCGCAGCUACGAGACCGCCACCGAGAAGGAGUUGAACCAGUUCAUCUUCACGGAUAGUCCGAUUCCCCCAGCUUCACCGGUGGCCACUCCGCCCAAUACCUCAAAUGCUGGGUCGCCCGUUGGUGCAUCCAAAGUUCCCGCUGCCCCCGCUGCCCCCGUUGCUCCCGCUAGGAACACUAGGAGACCGAAGCAACCGGAAACGGUGACUCCCGAGGUUGUCGCCACAGUCACCCCGAAGACAAAGUCCGCCCCUGAGGCCUUGGAUGUGUUCUGUACGGAGAAGGCGGAGUUGCAUCUCUUUGAUCUUGCAAGCGGAACCUUCGUGCUCCAAGACUCCGAGGCUACAGCGGUUGUCAGCGAGGUGGGGAAGUGGCAGUAUUGGUUACAGAUUGAGGGUCCUGAGCAGGCUCAUGUUGGAAUACCCGUGAUCGCAGACAUCAACCCUGUGUUCAACUUCGAAUACCUAUCGUUCAUCUUCAACCAGUACGACUUCGAGAAUGGCUCCGCCUUCUCGUGGCUUCUCCGCUUCAAGGAUUACGAGACUGAGGAGCGCUUCCAGGAGGGCUUGAUGCGCGCGCUCUGGGAACAGCUGAACGAGCAGAAGUGGGCCAAAUUCAAAGACCAGGACCGCGAGUACGUCAUGGAUGCGUUCAACGAUCUCACCAUGGACGAUGCGCCGCAAGAGGCCGAUGAAGACGAGUUCUAUGAGUAUGAGAAUGAGGACGAAGAGCAGCUUCAGGACGAUGAAGGCAGUCGGAGCGAGGAGUACGACACUGACGAGGAUGAGGACGAUAAGCAUGUGCGCAACAUCAAUGACGAUGGGGACGAGAACAGCCAGUUGGCCGUCGGGUUCAAGCAUGAUCGGAGCUUUGUCGUCCGUGGAAACAAGAUUGGCGUUUUCAAGCACGUUGGUGAUAACGGUUUAGAGUUUUCCACCACCAUCAACAGUGUUAAAACGCCCAAGGGCAAGGGAUUUGUGCCUUCCAAGGUGAUGCUUCACGAGGGCGACAGCAGCAUGAUCAUGCAGGACGAGACGAACCCUCACAAUCUAUACCGUAUGGACCUCGAGUACGGCAAGGUCGUCGACGAUUGGAAGAUUCACGACGACAUCCCAGUCAAAGUCUUCGCACCAGAGAAAAAGUUCUCUCAGAUGACAGGUGAGAAGACAUUCCUCGGACUAUCCAACAACGCCCUCUUCCGCAUCGACCCACGUCUUUCCGGCGACAAACUUGUCGAUUCCGAGCUCAAGCAAUACGUCACCAAGAAUGACUUCUCCGCCGCCGCCACAACCGAAAACGGCUACAUCGCAGUUGCCUCCAACAAGGGUGAUAUCCGUCUCUUCGACCGCCUGGGCAUCAACGCAAAGACGCUCCUUCCUGCCCUCGGUGAGGCUAUCGAUGGCCUCGACGUCUCCAAGAACGGCCGCUACGUCCUCGCCACCUGCAAAACCUACCUCCUCCUCAUCGACACCCUCCAGACCGGUAAAAACGAGGGCAAGCUCGGCUUCCAAAAAGCCUUCCCGAAAGACGAGAAGCCCAAGCCGCGCCGCCUCACCCUCAACCCCAUGCACGUGGCGCAAAUGCAAGCGGAAACCAAAUCGCCGCUCUCCUUCACCACCGCCAAGUUCAACACGGGCGUAGACGCCAACGAGACGGCAAUCAUCACCUCUACCGGGCCCUUCGUCGUCACCUGGAACCUCAAGCGCGCCCUGGCCGGAAAGCGCGAUCCCUACCAGAUCAAACGCUACCAGGAGGAGGUCAAGGCUGACAACUUCCGCUUUGGCUCCGAUAAGUCCGUCGUCGUCGCCUUCGCCAACGAGGUCGACAUGGUCCGCAAACAGACGUUCUCAAAGCCGUCGCGCGAGAGCAUCAGCACCCCCGUAAGGCAGCUGAGGAAUAGAAAUGCGAUCGUUGAUAGUCCUUACUAAGUAAACCAGCUACCUAGAUCUGGAUAUGGCGUGGGCAGGGGAAGGGGAAUCUGGAGGGGAUUUGUGCGGGCGUUCAAUUUGUGUGCUGUUUACUACUCCGCUGGCUGUGCUUUUAACGUUCGUUGAAAUUGUUCUUCUUUUCCCCUUAACCGCUAGGUACUCUACUUCAAUGGAUUGGAAUGGAAUGGAUGGAAUGGAUGGGGUAUGGGUAUGGGUAUGAUGAUGAAUGGAUAGGGUAUGGGUAUGGGUAUGAUGAUGAAUGGA
Tricharina praecox is the source of this 2990-nucleotide messenger RNA. RefSeq names its product VID27 cytoplasmic protein-domain-containing protein. The coding region runs from base 342 to 2726 and encodes 794 amino acids. The record is from RefSeq and is a predicted model, not a curated record. Gene Ontology annotation, cellular component: nucleus; cytoplasm. NCBI's taxonomy places the organism in Eukaryota, Fungi, Ascomycota, Pezizomycetes, Pezizales, Pyronemataceae. The transcript is spliced from 6 exons.